Asterias rubens (European starfish) is the source of this 2319-nucleotide messenger RNA. Its product is annotated as elongation factor Ts, mitochondrial-like. The transcript has 7 exons. Gene Ontology annotation, biological process: mitochondrial translational elongation. Gene Ontology annotation, molecular function: translation elongation factor activity; protein binding. NCBI's taxonomy places the organism in Eukaryota, Metazoa, Echinodermata, Asteroidea, Forcipulatida, Asteriidae. The record is from RefSeq and is a predicted model, not a curated record. Gene Ontology annotation, cellular component: mitochondrial matrix. The coding region runs from base 347 to 1351 and encodes 334 amino acids.
CCGACCUGCAAUGUGCGACCGCGUAGGACUGCAAGCAAUGUGAGUUCCGACCUGCAAUAUUAUAAGCGACCAUCCCAUAACCCACGCACCGCCCGAUUACGAAUACAGUGCCACUUUGCGUGCGUCUGUUACAUAGUCUGGUACCUGCUGUCCGAUUUGUCCGUCAUGCGAUCAACAAAGUCAGUCAAAUUUUAAUGUUUUUGAGUUCCAGGAAUAAUCUUUUGCACAGCAGUUCCGGCAGAUCAGGCAGAUCAGGCAGUUCCGGCUUUUACCAAUUGCCGGCAAAAGACCGCAAACGACAGUUGAAUUUCUAUCUAAAAAACUCUAAAUUCUCCUCUCAGUGACGAUGUUUCGACCAGGGCUCACAGUGACAUCUCUCUGUAGGUUAUUUUCAACCUCAAACAUUGUUCUUUCAACCUCAAAGAAAAACCUUCAACAACUGAGAAAGAAGACGGGCUUCAGCUUUGCCAAUUGCCGAAAGGCACUGGACAAAUUUGGCAAUGAUCUCAAACAGGCAGAAGAGUGGCUCCAGGAGCAGGCGCAGAAGGAAGGCUGGAGCAAGGCCACUAAACUCAAAGGGAGAACAACCACCCAGGGUCUCAUUGGCGUCAUGCGCGACGGGAACAGCGCCACCAUGGUGGAGGUCAACUGCGAGACAGACUUUGUCGCAAAGAACAGUGAAUUCCAAGGUUUUGUAGGUCAAGUUGCUGUUGCAUCAUUGAAACAUUUCGUGGAACAACAUGCCGAGAUGAAAGAUCUCACUAGUUUUGCAAAGACAAUCUACACAGGUGAAGAUAUGCAGAAAUUUGCACUUGAAGAUCAGAAAACUCUUCAGGAUAUAACAGCCAUGACCAUUGGCAAGAUUGGAGAAAAUAUGACACUGAACAGGUCUCUGUGUCUAGUUGCACCAAAAGACCAUUACUUAGGAACGUACAUACACUCCGUCCUCCAGUCGCAGCACAAAAGCAAAUGUAUGGUCGGUAAAUACGGUGCCCUGGUCGCAUUCAAGAAGACCGAGGGUGGAACCAAGGAGUUCCGACCUGCAGACAUCGGACGUCGUCUCUGUCAACACAUUGUAGGAAUGAGUCCAGUCACGAUAGGGGAGUUUGCUGAAGUUAAACCUGUAACACCCGAAGCACCACCCAAGAUUGAGGAGCUCAAGCAACAUGAGUCCGAGCAAGAUGCUCCGCCCGAGAAGGAACAGCAAGUGGAAACGGAGAUGCUGAAACAAGAGUAUCUCUUGGACCCGACCAUGACAGUCGGCGACCUCGUCAGGCAAGAAAACCUCGAGAUUAUCGACUUUGCACGGUUCGAGUGCGGAGAGUCGGCUGUGGGAGAGACAAGUCAGUGAGAUUAUUCAGAGUGAUUGCUUAAAAGUGCUAAGCUAUUUUGCCGCCAAAUUCACUUUCAUCAAAUAAAAGUGUUUUCUCAAGAGAUUUUCUUCCAAGAAAGAAUCACAAGAAAAAGUAAUUUCAGUGUACCCUUACACGAGGGGCAGUGUAUUGUUGGAUAAUUCAAAGUGUGAAUUAAUUCCCAUACUUUAGUUUGAACAUGCAUGAUAUUUUUCCGACUAUGAUUUCCCAUUUUCUUUUACUUUUAAAAGAAAAUCAAUACCCCAAAAAAGUCUAUUAAAGCCUCUCACAGAUGUACAUGUUGGUUAGAUAAUAUUUUAAGGUUUCCUAAAGUUUCCUUCCAACAUUUGAUUGCAUGGAACUCGUAUUUGAAAUUAAUGAUCAAUCAGUGGUUUACAUUGCGGUGGGAAGCAAUGCAAGUACGAUCCAGCUCGUUGGACUACGACUAUGACCUUUGGUGUUUCAACUGACGUUGUCUUUCACUUACUCCGAGAGGACCAAAUAGUCCCGAGACAUUUCAGUAACACCAACCCCAAUCAGUUCAUAUGACAAAGUGUAUUUUGAGUUGAUGUGUAUUUUAUUUACCCUAUAUAUAUACACACAAAGGGCUGUCGGAACAGCAAAAUACCGGUACAAUUAUAUAUUUAUUUAUACAGUCAUACAAAUUCUACAAAAUAAUACAUUAUACAUUUUAAAACAUGAUCAGCCAUUUGAGUGGAAUGUCAAAUAAAGUGUGAAAGAAGACUCAAGAAUUUUACAAAAUGUAUUCUUGUUCUGUCUGAUAGUCAAACUUAAAGAACUCUUCACCAUUCUUGUUCUAAUAAGUAAGGAAAAUACUGUAAAAAAUGUCUUAUAAGUUUGUACAUUGAGGUCCUUUGGUACAAAUAAUAAAGAAAAAGUAAUUAUGCAUAAUGUAUUUGAUGUGUCUUUUACUCGAUCUUAGUCAGUAUGGUGAUUUUCCUAAUUU